Molecule: messenger RNA, 576 nt
Organism: Gilbertella persicaria
Lineage: Eukaryota; Fungi; Mucoromycota; Mucoromycetes; Mucorales; Choanephoraceae
Exons: 2
Coding region: 1-576 (191 amino acids)
Biological process (GO): polyphosphate catabolic process
Cellular component (GO): fungal-type vacuole
Molecular function (GO): endopolyphosphatase activity; exopolyphosphatase activity
Source: RefSeq, a predicted model, not a curated record
AUGGACGUUCCUAAAUCCAAAGUGUUAGAGCUUAAUAGACAAGUGACCAAGUUGAUAAACGACGUCUUCUCUGCCAGCCCUGAAAACCCUCAUGCUAUUCCUGUUAUUCCUGUUAUUGGUAAUAAUGAUUUACAGCCUCACAACUAUAUCGAGUUGAACGACAAUGUGUUAUUCUUUUUUUUUUUUGAACAGCUUUGGGAUCAUUGGAUUCCUAAGCAUCAACGCAAAGAUUUUUUGAAAGGUGAGUAUUUUGCUGCUGAUGUUGCUCCUGGUCUACGGGUCUUGUCAAUGAACACCAUGUUUUUCUCGAAGAAAAACCCACUCGCUAAAGCCUGCCAAAAACAAGGUUCUUCAGGCUCUACUCAUUUGGAAUGGUAUCAACAGCAACUAGAAAAAUCUCGUUUUGAAGGUGUCAAAAUCUAUGUCAUUGGUCACGUUCCUCCAUCUCCAAGAGACUUUUUCAAGAGAUGUUUAAAGGAUUAUGUCGGUAUUACAUCUAUCUACUCUGAUAUUGUGUUUGGCCACUUUUAUGCUUAUCUCAAUAUGGAUUAUUUUUUGAUGUAUGAACAUAUAUGA